UUGAUGUCACGUCGCGAUUAGUAUGACGAGAUAAAGCUACAAAUACACCACACUCGUUUGGUGGACUGUAAGCAGUCAAUUCGCGUGUUCAUUUCAAGGAUAGUGAAUGUUCUUUUUGUGACUAGGCGUAUUGUUGACGGCCAGUGUAGUUAUUGGUGGAGUGGAAGAUAAUACGUUUGGUUGCCGAUUAGCAGGAAGACAGGUACUUUUUCCUGUAGUGCAAACAGUGUAUAGGAUUAACGGAUUAUUUUUGUAAACUGAAAACUGGACUGUGUAUUAAGUCAAUGAUUGUGAUUGUUGUACAUGUUCCUGCCUCGCUCUGCUAACACGCGGCCUUUAAUCGUGACCGCCGCCAGCAGAGCGUAGUCAUUAACACCUUAGGGAGCAGCAACAUUGAAAUUAUCACUGCUCGUUUUUCAAAGUGGUGCUCACGUUUCAAAGAAGAAGAAGAAAAAAAGUAACUGCUAUAGGAGCUCACUCCUCCCCGCCUCCAGACCUGCACGAUUGGUCCCUAUUGUUGAUAUUGUGUUCAACGUGGUAACGUUGAGCAAGCCAUCCGGCAGCAGCUGCAACAACUGUUCCCCUCAUCAUCCCAGAGAGUGUAUUGUUGGUGGUGGUGGUGCCAUCAACAGGCGACAUCAGGAGCAGAAACAUCUCCCUACUCCCCAGCACUUGUUGAGACGGCGAGGGGCUAAUCGGCCGUCAUUAUCGCAGCCAUCCCGGCCGGUUGUACAAGCACCCCGCGCUUGCUCCGCACACCGUCCACCAUUGCGGUCCAUUCCUACCGACGGCUGAGGAUGCACCCCUACUACUACGUCCAGUACGUGCCCAUCUCCCUUAAACAGGAUUUGGAGAUGAAAGUGAAUUGGGCAGCUUCCCCAAGCACGGCACCCAAACAGGACACUAGCAGUUAUCAUCGACCAGAUUGGAAGAAUGGCAUGAAAGAACAUUUUCAUGUUUUUGUAGGGGACCUCAGUGCCGAUAUUGAACAGCAUCAGCUGAGAGAUGCCUUCGCUGCCUAUGGCGAGAUCUCAGACUGUAAAAUUAUCCGUGACCCAGCCACAAUGAAAUCCAGAGGCUAUGGAUUUGUCUCUUAUGUAAAUAAACAGGAUGCUGAAGCUGCCAUAAACCAGAUGAACAAUCAGUGGCUUGGUACACGGCCUAUAAGAACUAACUGGGCAACAAGAAAGCCACCGGCACCAGUAGUCAAAGAAAAUGCCAAACCACUGGUGUAUGAUGAAGUGUUCAAUCAGUCUAGCCAAACUAAUUGCACAGUCUACUGUGGUGGUGUAACCACUGGCCUCACAGAGGAACUUAUGCGAAAAACAUUUGCACAGUAUGGCACAAUUCAGGAAGUGAGAGUUUUCAAAGAUAAAGGCUAUGCUUUUAUAAGAUUUAGCACAAAAGAGUCCGCCACACAAGCCAUCUGUGGUGUCCAUGGUACUAUGGUCAGUGACCAACCUGUCAAAUGUUCAUGGGGGAAAGAGUCGAAUGAGUCCAAUCCUUCCAGUCAACAGUCCUCUUCUAGCAGUCCUCCUGUAGUAAUGUUACCAUCUCAACAGCAGCAGCCCCUCGCAGCCACACCUGCGGCAACCCCGUAUGGCCAAUUCUACAAUAUGGGUUAUUACCAGGGAGCUCCUUAUGCAGCUACUGCACCAACAUACCAGGGAACAGUACCUGCUCAGGCCACCCAAUACAUUCCUGCUGCUCAUGGACAAUGGCCAGGUUAUUCCAGUUAUCAGGCUUAUGGAAGUAUGAACAUCCCCAUGAGUCAGUAUGCUGGGAUACAGGUGCAGCCAGGCCAACAGCAACAGUUUAAUGGACAAGGCCAGGGAAUGGUGGGCUACCCCAUGCCGCAGGGUUUGCUAGAUAACAAUGUCAAAGAUGAUAGUACAUAUGAGUAUCUUUGAAGCUUUCAGCCGGCCCAGUGACCUUCAUCUAAAGUUGUAGACUGAUCUAACUAAAGAAGCAAAUGAGACAUUUCCAAAACAUCAACAUGUUGCAGAUCAUUGAUGUACAUUUUUACAUUUUUUUAACUCUGGAUCAACAAGCAGUGACCAAGGGAUGACAUGUUAAGAUGCAGGACUGAUACACUUGAAACUGCUGCCACCACCAUCACCACAUCUUGACACAUUCAGGUUAACUUUGCCAAGUCUUUGGGGCAGGUUGAUCAUCUUCCUAGGUUUUUUUUUUCCUCCUCAGAAAAGGCUGCUCAUUUAUGUUGUUUUUCUUUUUUUUUUUUUUUUUUUUUUUUUUUUUGUAUGUAUGUGAAUGGAACCUAACCUGGACAUAGUCAAUUUGACCCAGUUAAAUGUUGACGAUUAGGGGUCAGUUUAUGAAUGUAUGGUCAGCUGUCACGACACUGUUUCUUUCUAUGAUUAUUGUUUCUAUCAAGGAUGUUUAAAUGUGUAUUGAUGUAUAUUAAUAAUAAAAAAAAAGAAAAGACUGAUGUAAAUGAGGUUGAGUACUGAGAAGGAAAAAAGUACAAUUAGAAAACUGAAAGAGUUUGUGCCUACUGAUUUGCUUUAGAGGUUCAUUCAUUGUACUAUCCCAUGUAUGUUCUCUUUUAAUGCCAAGUUUUUUUUUUGUACAUGAACAGUAAGUUAAUGCUCUGUGUAUGAUUUCAACCAUGGUCUAAGACAGAAUUUGUUUCAUUAAUGUGUUUGUCAAGCUGUUAGUCAGUGAGAUUGUAACCCUCCCUCCCCUCCAAAAAAAAAGUUUUUUUUUUGUCAUUAGUUGAAUGUAUGCUUUGAUGUGGAUCUCCUAAAAAUAAAGUUAAAUAAUGUAUAAUAGGAUUUUUUUAGGAGGAUUUUGUAUAGUAUCUUUGUCAUGAAUAUGAUUUCCAUGUAAUUGUUUGAUAAUAAGAUUGUUAGAAUUUUCUGUAAAAAGUGACUUUCUACACUGUUAUCAGUAUUGAUGGUGAUAAAAGAAUUUUAUAAUGCAUUUUUUUUUCUUUAAAAAAAAAAUUAGAUAAAAAUUAUCAUGUUCAGAAUCUAAAAAUUUUUAAAUUUAAUUUAGGAUACAUAAAUUAUUUUUAAUAUGAAUGCUUUCUUCUAGUAGAAAAAAAAACAUGUUAUUUUAUUGAGCUGGUCUAUUUUCACAUUCUCGUGAAUGAAAGUCACCUUUGAUAUGAAAAUUCUCAAACUCUGAGCACACUGUCUGUACAAAGUUGUUGGUUUGGGGUGUUGAUUCUAAUGCAGAGAAUUUUUUUUUGUUGGACAUUGUGUGUCUUGGAUAAAGGGUGUGAGAAAUUUGAUAUGAACAUUAAUCUGGUUUGUAUUUUGAUGGUGGAGAUUUAAAAAACAAAAAAAAGCAGUUUCAUUGAUUGUUCUGAGGCAAGGAGAUAGAGAUGUGCUUACUGGUACUAUAUGAUAGUCAUUUCAUCUUCUCUUUAGGAAACAUUUCAUUACAGGGUUGUUCUGUAAUCAGCUAUUGAAUAAAGAUAACAUAAUUUUUAUAAAUUUUGACACUUGUUUGUUUAUACAGUAGGAGCAGUUUGGAAAUUUUGUAAAACUUGGGUCUAUACAGUAGCAAGAAUAUUGAAAAUAUAAGGAGAAAAACUUCUUGAUGAUGUGAGCCAAAUUUUGAAAGAAAAGAUAGGAUGAGCUCUAAUAAACUGGUUUCCAAGUCUCUAUCAGAAAUAUCUUCAGAUAUUGAGUAUUUAAGCAUCAUUUUUUAAAUAUAAAUUAUAUUGAUUUGCACAAUAGAACAAAUAUAUUGCCCUAGAAGAUGGUUAUGUAUAAAUCAAACGGCAUGCAAACAACCUGUGUUUAUUUAUUACUACACUUUCAAAAUGUGAAGUGGCAGUCAUUUUAAUGGCUUUUCAUAAUCACUAGAUAAAUUACUACCCAAUUUUAUUUCAGUGAGUGCCUCAUUUCUAUCCUGAAACCACUUUGGAAUGAGUUAAAUUAAUAAAAUCAGUUGUUUUGUAUAACUAAGUUAACAAUUCACUCCUAUCCCAUCCAUUACACAUUGUUGUGAAGUUCCCUGCUUUGCAAAUAAAUCAUCUCUAAACUUUUUUCAAUAAAUUAUUAAUGCAAGUUUAUUAUUUUAAAAGAAAACCUUUAUAUAAGUUUGCUAAAAGUAUUAAUUGCUUAUAGUUUUAAUUUUUAAAAUGUGAAGCUCAAUGUAUUAUACGCCAUUUAUAGUUAAUGCAUAUCUAUAGGAAAAGUUUAAAACCGAUUUUUUUUCAAGAGGGAAAAAGUAACUUUGCUUAUAGGAAAAUAAAGGCAGUGUAGUUUUCAUAAGCAUGUAGUUGUUGAGCUGAAAUAGAAAAAAAAAAUGUGCAAGGUAGUCAGAUAAAUUGUUCUUUACUAGUGUUUGGCCCAUGCAUAUUUUGUUGAACUCUGUAAAUAGAUUUGAUGCUACUGAAAUGAUUUAACUAUAAUAUAUGAUACUUGUGUGAUACUUUAUCACAAUGCACAUUUUCUAUCAUGAUUGGAGCCAUCAUUUCAUUCGUUGUGUACCCAUUGUAUGACUCAUUCAGGCACCAGCUUGAUCAUGGUGUACCUUCCACCUCAUUUAAGUACAUGUACUAUUACUGGACAGGAGGAAUCCACAAAAUAUGCAGUAUAUGUCCUAUAGUCUGUUGGUCUUGUUCUUCUUUUAGGGACCCUUGUGGCAUCGGGGAAAAAAUGUAUUUCGGGUUAGCUUUAAACAAAUAUUUUUUUUUAAACUCCAAAGAUGUUUACACUUUUGGUGUAGUAAUCUGAGUUUUGAAAUUUGGAGGAAAAAAAAUUGAUUCUUUUGCACUUUGGAUGCAACUUUGGAGACUUGGUUUUCUAGUAUGAGCAAGGGCCCUGUUAUGUGAAUGUGUGAAAUGUCUCUUUUCAACUUUGCAUUGAAAUGGGAUGUCAUGUAAUUGUAAAUAAAAAAGAUCAUUUUUCAAGACCA
Messenger RNA from Physella acuta, 4893 nucleotides. RefSeq names its product nucleolysin TIAR. Gene Ontology annotation, cellular component: cytosol. Gene Ontology annotation, molecular function: mRNA binding. The record is from RefSeq and is a predicted model, not a curated record. NCBI's taxonomy places the organism in Eukaryota, Metazoa, Mollusca, Gastropoda, Physidae.